CCAUGCGGGCGACGGCAGCGGCAGCGGCAGCGGCGGCGGUGGCGGCGGCGGCGUGUCUGCUGACGGUGGCCCGGGCGAGCGACGAGAGAGAAUAUUUCUUUUACAUUGAAGAAAUGGACAGCACAACUGCAGGAGAUUAUGUAAAGAUUCCAGAGAUGGAUGUCGUGAAGUUAAGUAAAGAGUGUUCCUACUUAGAUGGAUCUCUCAUUAUACAGAAGGAUCUACCAGACAACACAAUGAUUGAGAUCUCUCCAGAGAAGCUCGUAAGCAAUUCAUGGAAUGCAUUGGCACCUACUGGUCCUAUGAAACUGUGCGAGUAUAUGGAGCAACAGAAGUCAAAGAUGGAAAUGAUCUGGCGUGCCAGCAAUUUUACUAGGGAGUGUCCUGUUCUCAAGAAUGACGUUAUUCUCAAUCAGUUCACUGUAAUGGAAACCGUUUUCCCAAAGAAACUUGAUGGAGAUGAAUGGAGAGUAGUUAUAGUCUUCACAAUUGGCACCGAAGAAAUACUAAGUCUUAAAAUCCAUGUUAUUAAGCUUCCAAUUGAAAAGAAAAAAAAGUGUGAAGAGUUGGAGGAUGAGGAUGAAGAGGAGGAGGAGGAAGACGAAUAAAAUUACUAUACUGAACAAAGAUACACAGUGUACAUCGUACUGAAAAUUAAACCAUAAUUAUUAACAUGUUUUAUUAUCAUCAUUUUAAUUAAGAUUACUAAAAUUCUACCAACUGAACUAAUUGCUUCUCUUUUGUAUUUCAUCAUUUAUGGGUUCAUAAUGUGGCAAAUUCCGUAUGAGAAAAGCAAGUGUUUUUGUUCAAAAGUAUUCAUGGGGCUCAAUGGCACUCAAUGAUGUAACAGUUGUUACCAAUGACACUUAAACAAAUGAUGCAACUUGUUUUCAGGCAAAUGGAAAAAUUAUACACUUAACUGUAUUUAAUAAAUAAAAUUAGUGGUAGUUAAAUUUUGUUAAUAGUUGAAAUAAUGAGGGAGCAUUUUAUUACCUUUAGUAUAAACACCCUUUGUACCUCUUUUUGUUUCACAAAACUGAUGUGUUGUCUGUUGGAGCUUGUCUCAUGACCUUUAGUCGAUGAUCAUUUAGUGCUUUUUCUGACUUUUGCCAGCACAAGUGGCUAACAAUAUCAAAUAAUUACCAUGUAUUGCUGGUGGUGAACUGGUCAGCUUCUCUCCCUGAGCCUGAAUAUAAGCUCUCAGACCAAAUUUUGGUGAAAAAGUAUUUUAUUUGAUGUCAAAUAUAGCUGUUUUAGUGUGCUGUAAUGAACCAUAUCUAGUUCUGAAGUGGUGUCAUGAGAGGCAGUCCAUAUAGCUUGAGUUUCCAAUACAAAGAAGAACGAUUGUAGAUCUCAUCAUUUUUACAGUUAAAAUUAAGUUUGUUCUUCUGCAUGUCUUUGCAGCUGUGGCUCUCAGAAGAUGUUAUAUGGCAGAGUCAUGUUUCUCAAAUUCAGCCAAUCCUGUUUGCCUUGGCACAGGUCCAUUUUAGCAGUCUGUUUUCAGGCUUUUUUUAGCGGUAAGUACAUUAUAUUGGGAAGUUGUCACUGAUGUGAAUAUCCCUCAUCAGGACUCACAAAGGAGCAUAGCAACUGCAAUAACCACAGAGCAGGCGAGGUCAAUGGAAUAAUCCAGAUGGUAUGUUGACAUGCAUCAUUUCAUGUGUGUUUCCUGACAAGAGGCUCUUCUCAACCACUAGGCAUCUGAGGCAUGUGACGGUUCAUUUGGUGAUGGUCUUAGGGAGCAUACUUAAAUGCAAGAUAGCAGCAGUGCAUGGCAUUGUGGUUAAGAAAUUAGGGCUUAUGAAAGGAUACAUUGACAAAGACAACUACUCUGCCUUUCACUGUUAUCGCAGUCUUUUCUGUGAGGUUUAUGCACCGGUAAUACAGGUGCCCAGGAAGCUUCAAAAUGUAUCUUUUGGAGAGGUAGAGAAAGUAGCUUUUCCUGCAGUAAGAGCUUCAUUUUAUCCGCAUGAGACCUAAAGCCAUUUGUAUAUUCCCCUGUAUGAUGACAGUCAUUUAAUGUUGGGAUAUUUGUUUCUUUUUACCUUUCCAUUUUGAUGGAGAAAGAAUCACUAAGUACAGAGGGUUGGUGUGGCUGGGUGGCUCACUCAUUACAGCUUCAUCAUGAGAUAAUCAGCAGUAUCAGACAUCACUGGCAUAUUGGAAGAUAGGCUGUUCAUUUCUUUCUCUCUAUUACAUUUACUGAGAUUUCCUUCAUCUUAUUUUGGAGGAGAUGAUUCACUGGGUGCUGUCUUCUUUCAGUAUGAGAGAUUUAGCAGUUAACCUAUUCUCUCACACACACUUGCAAGUACAAGGAGAACCGACUUCCACACAUGGUUACAUCAGUAUUGUGGCAAUUGCCUUAAUCACUGGAGCUGGCAGUACUGUAGCAAAGUGUGUUUUAUAUACAGGGAUCUGUGUUAUCCUAAAAUGCUUCUUUGUUUCAAUAUAAUGUAAAUUAUGUUCCUUUUACAAUUAAUUACUGGAAUUCUUGUUUUCCCAAGAACCAAAGGCCAUUAUUUGCUCUAAGCUGGAAUGGUUAUUAGAAUAAUUAACAUCUUUUUGAGAUGCACAUGUAACAGCUGGUUUAUGAACUGUAACUGUAAUUAAUGCAACAUGUGAACAGAUGCUUUCUAGAACAGCAGAAGUGUAAUUUGCAAUAUUUAGAGGGAGCAGUUGUGUGGAAUAUGAUGCUACACAGUAUUGUAACACCAGCUGGAUGUAAAUGUAGUAAACAAUUUUUUUCAGGCAUGCAUAA
Schistocerca americana (American grasshopper) is the source of this 2758-nucleotide messenger RNA. RefSeq lists its product as uncharacterized. The record is from RefSeq and is a predicted model, not a curated record. Lineage: Eukaryota; Metazoa; Arthropoda; Insecta; Orthoptera; Acrididae. Bases 3 to 608 code for a protein of 201 amino acids. The transcript has 4 exons.